This is a messenger RNA of Alosa sapidissima (American shad), 2676 nucleotides long. It is a transcript of the gene gpank1, whose product is annotated as G patch domain and ankyrin repeats 1. The record is from RefSeq and is a predicted model, not a curated record. Gene Ontology annotation, molecular function: nucleic acid binding; protein binding. The coding region runs from base 329 to 1486 and encodes 385 amino acids. NCBI's taxonomy places the organism in Eukaryota, Metazoa, Chordata, Actinopteri, Clupeiformes, Clupeidae. The transcript has 4 exons.
UUAUUGGGUAACUACCAAAGAAGAAGACCACACGUAAGCUACCCAUGAAGCUAACCUGGAACUACCUUGGCUAACAAGUGUCCAAAUUUGUUGACUUAUGUCAGAAUAUGUGUGUACAUUGUACAUUUUCUGAUGGCGCACUGUACAGUAUAGUAUAGGCGCUGUCUUUAUUUAACAUGAUUGGUGGCAUGAAAUAUCUGAGGUAAACGUAAAUCAACAGUUUACGCAUGGUUUCAAUACUGUGAAGAGAGGAUUGAGCGGUUAGCAACUAAGAAUAUUUGCUGUAGCGACCCAUUGAUUUCACGUCACUAAGUUCUCCGUACUCGCCAUGAGUGCCUCCGUCUUCUUCACCCCUGCCAAAGACGAUCAGAUAUGGAUAGGUGGAAGACAAAGAGGAGAUGGGGAGGAAGACCGUAGCGCUUUGGCUCUCACUGGUGACGAGGCCAGAAACUUCUACCGAAGCCUUCUUGCGGAAAAAGAGCAGGGCCAGGAAACAAGAGGAGAACACUCAGGCAAAAGAGGCAAGAAAAACAAGGGAUUAGGAGAGCAGAGGCGGAGAGUUGGUCCACAUCACAGGAGAGGUGAGGAAAGAAGAGGAGAAACAGCAGAAGCAGGAGGUAGCGGUCGUGGGGGAGGAGCGAGAAGAGGAGGUGACGAAGGGGGACGAAGGCCGCAACCGCCCCAAGGCUCCAGCAGUGAGAAAGAUGGACACAGGCUCCUCCGUGUCGCACAGGAAGGGGACCUCGCCACCUUGCGCAAGCUUCUCAAGGGCCCGCACGUGGAUGUGAACUUCCACGACGGGUUCUACUGGACUGCGGUGAUGUGCGCCAGCCAUGCGGGCCGGGCGGAGGCCGUGCGGCUGCUGCUGGACCAUGGGGCCUCUUGGGUGGGGAUGGUGGACACGCAGGGGCGGGACGCACGCGACCUGGCCGAGCAGGCCGGCCACAACGACGUGAUGAGAGUGCUGGACAGACACGGAGCCGGCACGGCAGGGUCGGGCAAUGGCGAGAGGCCAGCGGGAACCAGCGCUCAGCAGACCCCCCAGUGGUGCUCGGUGUGCGAGAGCCUCUACAGCGGGUCAGAGGCACAGCACCAGAGCUCCACCCUGCACCAGUUCAACCGCGGCCGCCUUAGCCAGCCGGCAGCCCCGCACUACUGCCUACCCCCGUCCAGCGCCGGCUACCGCAUGAUGCUCCGCAGUGGCUGGAACCCUGGAGCCGGCCUGGGGCCAGAGGGACAGGGACCAAGACAGCCAGUCCGCACCAUACUGAAGCGGGACCAGGCCGGAUUGGGGUACGGACCAACCCCUCGCCCCAAGGUGACACACUUUCAGCCAAAGGACGCUCAGGCAGUGGAGCGGCCAACUAAGUCGACGGAAAGACGAGAGAAGGGGACAACGCUCAACGCCAAAGCCCAGAGGAGGAGAGAGGAGAGGCAGCGGGGCUGGGAGAGAGACUUCCGGACUUCAUUUAAUAUUGACUUGUGACUAGGGGUGUGUUACGAGCAAGCAGCCAGGUAACUCAUGCCGAGAAAAUCAAAAUGGACUUCAACAGACUGCAUUUGAGAAUGAGUCAGCCAAUGAGUAGAACUGUGAUGAGAUGAACACAAUACAGUUGGAGAAAUACCUUUUGAUUAAUAUAGGGUUUAUAUAGUGAGUGUAUAGUUUUGUGAAAUAUACUGACUUUUAUCAAAAUUAUAUUAUUGUCAAUAGAGAUGAAUUACCAAAAUAUAUUCUGUAAACUCUCCACUGAGGGCAUGUUGAGGCAAUGAAAGUUCAAGGGUGCAGUACGCACAUCCAAAGAGUUGAGUACAGGAAAGCACAAGCAUGUAAAAGAAUGUUGAGUCCGCACACCAGAAUCUGCUCCUUAGCGUUUUUUUUAUUGGUAGGCUAUAUCACCACAUGUGACGUUUCGGGCCCCAGCCCUUCAUCAGAUCCAUUCGUGCUGGACAGGAAAGCACAAGCAUGUAAAAGAACGUUGAGUCCGCACCCCAGAAUCGGCUCCUUAGCGUUUUUUUAUUGGUAGGCUAUAUCACCACAUGUGACGUUUCGGGCCCCAGCCCUUCAUCAGACAUGAAAUAAGUGGGGAGACACCUCCAUAUAUACAUCCAUGAUCCAAUCACGUUAAAGUGCAAUUCCAUCAUGAAAGGACAGAUAUAAAUACAGAGAUAGUAAGGAAUAUACCACUAAGGUGUGUUACAACAGUUCAAAUCAAGGUCUUCAUUCAACCCUUUUGGAGCGUAAGUGUUGAGGGUGUAGAUCCAAAAUGCUUCUCUCUUAAGUAACAGACAAUUAACAUUUUCUCCACGGAAGGGCUGUUUAACCAGUUCAAUGCCACAAUAUCUGAGAGUGGAUACAUUGUGAGAGGCUUGUGUGAAGUGCAUCGCUACUGGGCUUUUGGUGUCAUGGUUGCGAAUAUUUGAUCUGUGUUCUGAGAUUCUUGUUUUCAGUGGUCUAGUCGUUUUACCAACGUAGGCCAAGCCGCACUGGCACUUAAGCAAAUAGAUUACGUUCUUGGUGUUGCAGGUGAUCACACCUUUGAUGUCAUAAGGUUUUCCUGUGCGUGGGUGAUUAAAGAUGCUGGUUUUAUAUGUGAAGUUGCAUCUGUAAUUCCCAAAGGGAAUAGUCAUAAAUAAAAAUGUGGUGGAGUCAAUGGUGGGAGUUCUCACCAACAUGUU